UCCGGCAUAGGCAUCGAGGUCAUUUCCAUGCCCUAUCUUGACACGUGUCGCCCAAACAGGGGAACAGCACUGUUUGCCCGUACAUCCUCGAGCCCGGCGAGACGAAUCCAUUCGUUACCUUAAUUGCACCAAUCACACGUGCCACCACCCCUUUAAUUGCCGGAAAUCCCUCUCUCUCUCUCUCUCUCUGAGCCUAUUUAUCUGUUGAAAGCCUCAUCCCAGCAAUAAAGCCCUAACAUAUACAAUACAUUUAUACAUAUAUAUAUGUAUAUGCUUGUGUUUAUGUAUGUGCAGAAGUGAUAGAGCAGUAGCAUUGUUUGAUCGGAGAUGGGGGCGGUGACGUCGUCGAUGGCGGCGAAGUUCGCGUUCUUUCCGCCCAAUCCACCGUCGUACGGGGUGGCGGAGGACGAAUCCACCGGGAAGAUGAGGAUCACGACUGUCACCGGGAGGGAAAACGUCGACGUGCUGAAGUUGGCGACCAAGAGGGGCACCCAGAUUGUGGCGGUGUAUAUGAAGAAUCCGGCGGCGUCCUUGACUGUGCUCUACUCGCACGGAAACGCUGCUGAUCUAGGUCAGAUGUACGAGCUCUUCAGUGAACUCAGUAUUCAUCUCCGAGUCAACUUGAUGGGAUAUGAUUACUCGGGGUAUGGUCAAUCAACCGGCAAGCCAAGUGAGCAGAAUACUUAUGCAGACAUAGAAGCUGCAUUUAGAUGCCUUGAACAGACAUAUGGUGUAAAGGAAGAGGAUGUGAUAUUAUAUGGGCAAUCUGUUGGGAGUGGACCAACUUUAGAUUUGGCGUCCCGGUUGCCAAGAUUGAGGGCCGUGGUUCUUCACAGCCCAAUCUUGUCUGGACUUCGGGUGAUGUAUCCAGUGAAGCGAACAUACUGGUUCGACAUAUAUAAGAAUAUUGAUAAAAUACCACUGGUGAAAUGUCCUGUUCUAGUAAUUCAUGGAACCGCAGAUGAUGUUGUGGAUUGCUCCCAUGGUAAGCAGCUUUGGGAGCUCUGUAAAGAAAAGUAUGAACCGUUAUGGGUUAACGGAGGGAAUCAUUGUGACUUGGAGCUCUAUCCAGAGUACAUAAAACACCUAAAGAAGUUUAUUUCAGCUGUUGAGAAGUCUGCGCAUUUGAGAAAAGGUCCUGCCUGGAAUACAGAUCAAUCUGAGAAUCCUCGAAGCAGCACAGAUUGUCGAGAGAAACCUAGAUCAAGCACAGAUCAGAGAGAUAGGUCUAGACUGAGCACAGACCAGAGAGAGAGGCGGAGACCGAGCAUAGAGAAAUCAAGAGCCAGCAUUGACAAGAGAGAGAGAUCAAAAAAAAGUGUAGACUUUUCUGAGAAAGCAAAUAACAGCACCGAACAGCCUGAGAAAGCCAGGAACAGCAUUGACCGCUUUGGAGAGAUGAUGAGGUCAGUGGGAUUGUGCAAUAUCGAUUGUUUCAAGCCUACGGGAGCUGUGGUCUGAGGAUGAGGUGAAAGGUGCUGGAAUUGCUCGUCACUGCGCUUGUUGAAUGUUCUGAAUUGAUCAUGCUGUAUUGCCAAAGGGGAAACCCUCUCAUUUGUAGGUAAAGGGAGAGAGUAACAGGAUUAAUGGUGUGAUAGUAAGAUGUGUUUCUUUGCCAUAGCUGACACCCCAUCUAGCUGAAUUAAGGUAUGAUAUGUUGAUACGUCGUUUUGUAGCCCCGGCUAUAGUUGCAUGAUGUGUCCAUUGUUCAUGGCGAAUUUAAAUCAAUAAAUUUGCUCCUAGGCUUGCUUCUCACUUCUGCAUCUGCUGGCUUUUGUCUUUCAGAGCUCUAUACUGUAACGGGAAUGGUGCCUAACCCUCUAAAACUCCUCUCUCUUCCUCCAGAAAUUUACAUCAAACCCCCUGUACCAUCACCCUAUUUCACUUAAUUGCUGUAACUGGUGAAGUUUUACACUCAGCUCCCAUGUCUUUUAUCAAACUAUCCUUCUUGUCCUCCUGUUAGUAUUCCAUUAGGGUGCAUUUGAAUAGAAAAAUUUAUAAUUUGAAAUGAUUUAA
Diospyros lotus (date-plum) is the source of this 2016-nucleotide messenger RNA. RefSeq lists its product as uncharacterized. The transcript is spliced from 7 exons. The coding region runs from base 328 to 1461 and encodes 377 amino acids. The record is from RefSeq and is a predicted model, not a curated record. Lineage: Eukaryota; Viridiplantae; Streptophyta; Magnoliopsida; Ericales; Ebenaceae.